Messenger RNA from Humulus lupulus (European hop), 474 nucleotides. RefSeq lists its product as uncharacterized. The coding region runs from base 1 to 474 and encodes 157 amino acids. The transcript has a single exon. NCBI's taxonomy places the organism in Eukaryota, Viridiplantae, Streptophyta, Magnoliopsida, Rosales, Cannabaceae. The record is from RefSeq and is a predicted model, not a curated record. Gene Ontology annotation, molecular function: zinc ion binding.
AUGGUUGAGAAAGCUCAAUUAUUGAUCCCUUAUGCAAUAGGGAGGCAUGAGUUCCAUGUGUUAGAUGGUGAGUUAAAUGGUGAAGUCGACCUCCUGAAUAAGACAUGCACAUGUGGUCUGUUUCAGCUCAUUGGCAUUCCUUGUGUUCAUGCACUUUCUAGAUCCCUUAAAAGAGGGGUCACCUUUUAUUUUCUGUGUUCAGAUUACCAUAAAUUUGAGACAUGGAUGUCCUCUUAUACAAAAACUAUAUACCCUUGUGGUAAUGCGGAAGAGUGGAUUGUUCCACAUGACAUCAAGACAAUGAAAGUGAGAACACCUGCACACAAAUAUCUUGUUGGUCGUCCAAAGAAGAAACAAGGUAGGCCAAAGAAGAAUCGUCUUCCUUCUAAUGGAGAAAAACUGGUUGUAGAAUGCAAAUGCAUCACAUGUGGAGGUCGAGGCCAUAAUAGGGCAACUUGUAAAGUUCGAGUUUGA